AUGGCCAGCGGUCAUUACGGAUCCGUGCUCGUCACAACGCUCGAAGAGUUCAAGAAAAACUUGAGUAAACGAGAUAUAGAAGAGUUUAAGCGGGUUACAAAACAGGAAUUUGACGCGAGCAUCGGGAACUUGCAGGCAAGACAGCACUCGCAACGGCAAUUGCAGAACAUGAGUCGACUGAAACGGUUCCUCGAGACAAUGGAACAGUUUUGGAAUGUAGCGCAGGUAUUGUGUGACCACGGCGAGAUUAUAGCCUUCGUCUGGGGGCCGACCAGGCGAUUGUUGCAGAUAUCGAGCUCAGUUGCCGAGGCGGGCCAAGUCCUCGAUACAUAUGAGCGUAUGGGAGACAACCUACCACUUCUUGGCCACUAUAGAGAUUUCUUCUUGACUGAGCCUCACAUGGUACAAAUACUACAGCAAAUGUAUCUAGAUAUCCUUGACUUUCACAGGAUUGCUUUGCAGUACUUUCAGCAGCCGCAGUGGGAGCGGAUCUUUACUACGACGUGGAAGACAUGCAAGUGUCGUCUCUCUGACAAAAUUUCCAAAAUUGCUCGUCAUCGAAGUCUGAUUGAGAGUCGUGCCACCCCAUCCCAGGUUGAAGAGUCGCAGAGAGUUGGGCAACGAGAAGAUUGUCAACGGGACCAGGAAAUGGAUUUCGAGCAGGAGAGCCGAUUUAGAGCGGUAUGUAGCUGGUUAAACGCCACAAGUAUCGAGACCGAUCAGUAUUAUCAUUCCAAAAUUCGAUCAGAGUAUCCUGGCAGUGGACGAUGGCUUUUGGACAACGCAACUUUUAAAGAAUGGUUUGAUCCGCAAUUUCCUACAAUUCCUCCACUGCUCUGGCUCAACGGUAUACCUGGUGCCGGGAAGACUAUCCUGGCGUCACUUGUCGUGGAGGAGGCACAAAAGCUCCCGACCAAGCCAACGGUGCUCUUCUUCUACUGCAAGGAUAGUAACUCCGAAAAGGACAAUUUCCUCGCCCUUGGCCGGAGCUUACUUGCUCAACUUCUCAAAAGUGACAAGGGUUUACAGCCCUAUUUCUACCAAGAGUGCUGCGGUAGUACAGGAGCUGUACUUACUUCCCCAGGAGUAGUUGAGGAUCUUCUCAUGCUUGCAUUUAAAAAUUGCCCCUCCGCAUAUAUAAUUAUCGAUGGCCUGGAUGAAUGUGCAAGAGAACAACGGAAACAUAUUACACAGUGGUUCAGAAAACUAGUCGAAGAUCUCCCCAGUGAUAAUCCCGACAGAAUACGCUGUCUCUUCGUGAGUCAAGAUGAUCGCCAUGCUCGAAAAGACUUUACUGGACUUGCCAGCAUCAAGAUGAGCCCCGAGGACAACAAGGGCGACAUCGAUGGUUACAGUCAAAUCCAGGCGGUUGAGGUCCAGCGCAAGUUUCAGCUUUCUGACGAAAAAGCAAGCGAGGUCUCUGAAAUAGUGACCAAUUCUGCCAGAGGCAUGUUUUUGCUCGCAAAACUGAUAUGGCUAAACCUGCUAGGACAGACAUCAGUCAGUGGUUUGGAAGAAGAACUAGAGGAACGCAUUUUCCCAAGGGAGGUCAAUGAUGCCUACCGACGAAUUAUGCACAGAAUAAAGACGCAGGCGUCUCGUGCCGAGUUGCGGGACGCGUUGAUGCUCCUUGGGUGGCUCGUGUGUGCAAAGAGACCGCUCAGAUGGCACGAGGUCCAAGGGCUAAAGUCUAUCAACCUGGAUAAGCUCUCAGUUGAGUAUGAACGGCAACGAUUUGUGGUGGCUCCUAAAGAUCUAUGCGAGUCUUUGGUGGAGGUCCGAGUAGAUGGAACUCUCGAGUUCGUUCAUCAAACUGUGAAGUUCUUUUUAAUUGAGGAUAAGCACGUUGAUCAACCUGUUGAAGAGCUCAAGAUGGCGUGCCUCUGUAUCGACUACUUGAACCUCCCAGCCUUUAUACAGCCCCCGACUCAAGAUGCAGUGCUCAACGGGGAUUACGUAUUUAUGGACUAUGCAGUCCUGUACUGGAUUCGACAUCUGGAAGCAGGCGUUGUACAUGCCGAUGCUCAUCAACAACUGAUGAACCAGCUUGCCGAAUCAUUGGAAGUUUUCAUCCACCACCAUUGGUCUUCUCCGACUGCAAAAUUUGCAGUGUCAAAUGGAAAUCGUGACAGACUUCAGUUCUUCAAAGACUUGCCUUUCUACGAUAAGCUUGAGAAAACAAUCAUCUCGACAAGAAAGCAGCUAAGCUUCUUCGGACAGAUGAAACAGGGCGAGAUUGCUCUGAAUCUUGCAAACAUUGUUGUCAACGUACGCGCCGUUAUGGAAAGCAUACUGUCCUCCACGAUAGGAGUAGAGUCCCCCGUGAGAGAAGGGCUCCAAGAGAAAUAUGGUAGUAAUCUCUUCAAAUGCUACAGGUUUAGCUGCCAGUUUUUCACGGCAGGGUUCUCCAUGGCUCACGAACGCGACAAGCAUAUCGGACGGCACGAUCGGCGGUUCCGAUGUACAGAUGAAGCGUGUCCAGGGUUUCUCCUUGGAUUCAUAUCGGAGAAGGAACGGGAUAAGCACAUAAAAACCACGCACGCAGCGGCAGAUAUACAAGACGGGAAAUUCCCAACGGAUGAAGAUGUGCGGAAUAGCGUGGCAGAGGCACAUGAGGUAGAGAGGGAGUCUUCAGAGUCUUCAGAGUCCUCAGAGUCUUCUGAGUUUUCAGAGUCUUCAGAGCCACAAGGAGCCCUUGUACCACGACAAUCGCCGAAACCGAAGCGGCCACGACAAACAUCAUUCAAGUGCCCGCAUUGCCCGGCCACCUACAACAGACGGUACAAUUUGAAGUCACACCUCUAUACGCACACGAACGAGCGGCCGUAUGAGCAAGAACUCGAAGGACAGGGCCAGAUAUCAAACACGUAG
Molecule: messenger RNA, 2871 nt
Organism: Metarhizium robertsii ARSEF 23
Lineage: Eukaryota; Fungi; Ascomycota; Sordariomycetes; Hypocreales; Clavicipitaceae
Product: zinc finger domain-containing protein-type/integrase, DNA-binding protein
Exons: 8
Coding region: 1-2871 (956 amino acids)
Source: RefSeq, a predicted model, not a curated record